GCCGCCGCCUCCGACGCGGGGCCCGAGCUGCGUCGGACCUCCAGCAUCGACCGCAUCCCGGCGGAGGCGCGCCGCAUCCUGCACCGCCUCGCCGGCGAGCUCUGGGGCGCCGACGUCGACCCCGCCGCGCUCGUCGUGUCGCAGCUUCAGGGCGCCCUCACCAACGAGGUCUUCCGCAUCACCUGGCCCGGCGGCGAGGGCGACCCGCGCAAGGUGCUCGUGCGCAUCUACGGCCAGGGCGUCGAGGUCUUCUUCGACCGCGCCGACGAAGUCCGCACCUUCGAGUGCAUGUCCCGCCACGGCCAGGGCCCCCGCCUCCUCGGCCGCUUCCCCCAGGGCCGCGUCGAGGAGUUCAUCAACGCCAGGACGCUCUCGGCGCCGGAUCUGCGCGACCCGGAGAUUUCCAGCCUGAUUGCCAGGAAGCUGCGGGAGUUUCACGAGCUCGACAUGCCUGGAUCCAAGGACAUCUCACUGUGGCAGAGGCUGAGGCGGUGGCUUGAGGAAGCUCGCAGCAGGUGCUCGGCUGAGGAGGCUAGGCAAUUCCGGUUGGAGGCGCUCGGCGAUGAGAUUGCGGAGCUGGAGAAUGCAUUGUCCGGGGUCGAUCAGAGAGUAGUGUUUUGCCAUAAUGAUUUGCAGUAUGGGAACAUCAUGAUAUAUGAAGAGACCAGACAAGUGACCUUGAUUGACUAUGAGUACGCAAGUUUUAACCCUGUUGCGUUCGACAUUGCCAAUCAUUUCUGUGAGAUGGCUGCUGAUUAUCAUAGCAAUACACCGCACGUGAUGGAUUUCACCAAGUAUCCUGACAUGGAUGAACAGUGGAGGUUUCUUGAGGCUUACCUUAGUUCUUCAGGUGAAGAACCAUCCGAUGCAGAAGUCGAAACAUUACUUGGCCUGAUUGCAAAAUACAGUCUCUCAAGCCAUCUCUUCUGGGGUCUCUGGGGAAUAGUCUCGGAGCAUGUGAACAAGAACAUCGACUUCGAGUACAAGGAGUACGCGAGGCACCGGUUCAACCAGUACUGGGACACGAAGCCGAGAAUACUGCAAGCCUGCAAUCCAAGUAGCUGAUCAUGCGCAUGGCAUGUUCUUUUCUUCUAGAAUCGUAGCCUGUUAAGAGACCUGUGAAUCUUGUUUAUCAGUCAAUUUUGACUGUGUUCUUCUGUAAUUAAUCCUGCACAGAAUAGUCGAUUCCACGGUUUACACAAGCUUCUUUCCGUGUCAA
Hordeum vulgare subsp. vulgare (domesticated barley) is the source of this 1219-nucleotide messenger RNA. Its product is annotated as probable choline kinase 2. Gene Ontology annotation, biological process: phosphatidylcholine biosynthetic process; phosphatidylethanolamine biosynthetic process. NCBI's taxonomy places the organism in Eukaryota, Viridiplantae, Streptophyta, Magnoliopsida, Poales, Poaceae. The transcript is spliced from 7 exons. Gene Ontology annotation, molecular function: choline kinase activity; ethanolamine kinase activity. Gene Ontology annotation, cellular component: cytoplasm. The annotation marks the transcript as partial. The record is from RefSeq and is a predicted model, not a curated record.